Hippoglossus stenolepis (Pacific halibut) is the source of this 4039-nucleotide messenger RNA. It is a transcript of the gene syt9b, whose product is annotated as synaptotagmin IXb. The coding region runs from base 618 to 2201 and encodes 527 amino acids. Gene Ontology annotation, biological process: regulation of dopamine secretion; regulation of calcium ion-dependent exocytosis; calcium-ion regulated exocytosis. The transcript is spliced from 8 exons. Gene Ontology annotation, molecular function: clathrin binding; SNARE binding; phosphatidylserine binding. Gene Ontology annotation, cellular component: membrane; dense core granule. The record is from RefSeq and is a predicted model, not a curated record. Lineage: Eukaryota; Metazoa; Chordata; Actinopteri; Pleuronectiformes; Pleuronectidae.
AGAAGAAGAAGAAGACUCCUCAGAGGAUGUCAGGGUGGUGGUGCUGAUGCUGGAGGAGGGGUGGAGGCUGAUGGAGGCUGAACUUCCUGUCUGAAUCUGCAUCCCAGCGCAUCCAGAGAGAACUGAGCAGCGGAGACGGACCUUGACUGGAGCUGCUGCCACAAGCUGGAGGUUCAGUGGUGAUUCAGCAGAGGACCAGAGAGGAGACAGGAGAAAGGAGGUGGAGGAGAGGAGCCACAGCUGCUGGAGCUGAUGUUUUAACGCUUUUAACAAACAAAACCAUGCGCAGGAGGAUUUUAUAAAAGUUCUGUCAUCUCAGCUGAAGAAGUCUUGCAGCUUCUGUAGAAAUCAAUCUCACUGAUUCAGGCGGAUUUCAGUGGUUUUUUAUCGCGGAUGCAUCGUGCGCCUCGGAGCUUUCCAGGGCUGCAACCGUGCGCCUUUGCGCUGGAGGAGGCUGUGCGCGCCUGAGUGUGUGUGUGUGUGUGUCUGUGUGUGUGUGUGUGUGUGUGUGGGAUUGAUUGAGUGUGUGUGUGUGUGUGUGAGUGCAGAGAGAGAGAGUGAGAGGUGGCGGAGGAUCAGCCGGAGUGGCCGACCAGUCAGAAGGAUGCUGGAGGGCAAUGCCCGCAGAACGAGAGGAUGAGAUCUGUCGAAAGGCGCUGGAGCUGCUGUCAGACCUGUGCUCCAGGGGGGAGGUGCAGGACGACCACUGCCUGGACUUCACCUACUACUUCAGGGACCUGGCCAGACCCAGAUACACGGACUCAGAUGUAUCGGUGAGUCUGUUGUCUCUGCUCGUCACCACCUGUGGUCUGGCGCUCUUCAGCGUCUCCCUCUUUGUGUCAUGGAAGCUGUUCUGGGGGCCACUAAGUGGCCGUUUCCUCCCCGAUAUCCUCAAGGGGGCGCACUUCCUGGGAGGAGACCAGCAGCCCGUGCUCACAGAGGUGGACGGGGAGGAGAGGGAGUACAGCGAGGAAUGCUGUAUGAAGGAGCCUUCGGGGCUUCCCUCGGCCGUGGCUGUGCCGGGGUCGGGCCUGAAGAUAAGCCACACAUCGCCCGACAUCCCACUGGAGACCCAGACCAAGGUGGAGAGAAACCAGGUCCACACUCUGGCGAGGGACAGGGUCCAGAGACAGAUAACUGAGCCUACCUCGUCUGUACGGCACAACUCCAUCCGUCGGCAGAUGAACUUGUCCAAUCCGGACUUCAACCCUGCUCAGUUCCAGCGCCAGGAGUCUCUCUCUGGUUUGGGCCGAAUCAAACCAGAGCUCUACAAGCAGCGUUCGGUGGAUGGUGAAGACGGGCGUCACUCCUGCGGCUGCGGGAUUAUCCAUUUCAUCCUGAAGUUUGACUUCGACCUGGAGCAGCUGAUCGUGAAGAUCCACAGGGCACAGGACCUUCCGGCCAAGGACUUCUCAGGGACCUCCGAUCCUUACGUCAAGAUCUACCUGCUGCCUGACCGCAAAACCAAGCACCAGACCAAGGUGCACCGCAAGACUCUCAACCCAGUGUUCGAUGAGGUGUUUCUCUUUCCUGUGGCGUACACGGAGCUGCUGAGCCGAAAGCUGCAUUUCAGCGUUUACGACUUUGACAGGUUCUCACGCCACGAUUUGAUCGGCCAAGUGGUGGUGGACAACUUCCUGGAGCUUGCCGACUUUCCCCGGGAGACUAAACUGUGCCGAGACAUACAAUAUGUAACCUCGGACAACGUGGACCUGGGAGAGCUGAUGUUCUCGUUGUGUUAUCUCCCCACGGCCGGCCGGCUCACCAUCACCAUGAUCAAAGCCAGAAAUCUCAAAGCCAUGGACAUCACCGGGGCCUCAGAUCCGUACGUGAAAGUGUCGCUGAUGUGCGAAGGCCGGAGGCUGAAGAAGAGGAAGACGUCCACCAAGCGCAACACCCUGAACCCGGUGUACAAUGAAGCCAUCGUGUUCGACGUUCCUCCUGAGAACAUCGACCAGAUCAGCUUGCUCAUCGCCGUCAUGGACUAUGAUCGCGUCGGACACAACGAAGUGAUCGGAGUGUGCAGAGUGGGCAACGAGGCUGAGAGUCUGGGACGAGACCACUGGAGCGAAAUGCUGACGUACCCGAGGAAACCCAUCGCUCACUGGCACCCGCUCAUAGAGUGGGUCGUACAGACCGUGACGGGGAGCGGAAGCCAAGGAGGAUCCACCAAUUCACUGAAGACGCCACCUUCACCAUGACGACACACACACACACACAAAGAGCCUCAGGGUGGAAGAGUGAUGAUGGGCGAUGGGCCUGCAGAUAGUGAAAUAUUAAAACAUAAAGUACCAGGUGUAUUAGUACCAGGUGAGACUAACCAGUAGUAACAUCAUCUCAGCCGUUCCUCUAACUGAUGUGUCAUUAGACUGAACUGUGGGCUAAUCACCACGUCCUCACGUGUCUUCACAACCAAAAACACUUAACUACAUUCCAGCUGAACUAACGACAGAACUUUCUCUCUUUUUAAAACGUUACUGACACGAUUAACAGGUGGAGAUUAUCCAACAGGUCGAGGUUUCCUCAGCACGUCACAGUUUGUGGACCAAAAUCAUUAAUUUCUACGUGAACGUGUGGAGCUGUGGUUAGUGAUGUAAGAGUUAGGGAACGGAGAGGGCGCUCCAGAUGUUUUGGCUUCACUUUUAAGGGGCUGUCAUGUCGUCCCUUGUCAUAUUCAGUCCACGUUCUGAGCAUCGAACCCUCUCGUGCACUGAUUAUAAAGUACACGACCUAAACCUUAGUUUCACUGCAGAGGGCGACUUUCUCACAGAACUCUUCCCGUAAAGAUGUAAACUGAAGAAUGUGUAAAGCAGCUGACGGGAUCAUACAGUGUUUGAGUUACUGCAUGUUAAAUACUUUGUUUACAGGGUGCGGUCAGAAAGAAGGAAACACAAGCUUGUUGUCAUCAGUGUUUGAGGUUCUGGUAAAUCUGGAAAUCGUCGGAUCUCCUCCGAGGAAACGUAGAUGCUAACUUUCAGCACGACUGCUAAUGAUUCUCAGUGAUUUCCUCGACAUUCUGAUUUGUCUCCUUCAUCCAUGUUGUAAUAAGAGUAAAGGCCCCAAGAAACUAGGAAUGUGUGUCACGCCCCCUGUGGCCGAGUUGUAAUUAGCAGCUCAGCAUGGAAACUCAUGACGCUGCGUUUUGUUGUCGAGGAUUUAACGAUGGUCCCGGUGCAAUGUUCGCCCACUGUCCGAAUUUCUUGGGAGUAAAUUCAGAAUGGAUUCUGAUCGGACGCUGAAUGAGUGAACGACCCGGAUGAGUCAUCAAACAAUUGAAACCAUUUUACAGGAAAAGAGAUUAAAUGUAAAAUAACAAAUAUGUGAAAAAUAACAUUUAACAUUAACGUCUUAACAAGCUUUUAAAAGAUGUCGGAUGACGAUGUUUAUACAGCUGCAUUAACUGAUUUGACCACGAGGGGGCAGCAGAUCAGGAUUCAAACAAAACAGUUGUUGGAUAUUAUAAUGAAUAGAAACAAUGCCUCAAAACAGGUCGUAAAAACAUCCAGAAUUUCCCUGACGUCUUAGAAGCAGCUUCAUAGACGUCAGUGAAGCCGUCGUAUCUCGAUCAUCGCUCUUAUCGACCCGGUGGUUAAUCACUUGAGCCUUUUUGAUGGGGUCAAAGGGCUCCCAUUAAAAAAACCAAUACUGAAAUCAAUCACUCGGAAUCAUGUCGUCAAAUUAGAAGCAGUCUCUGUUUCCAGAAAACAAGGAACUGGAUUAUUUCUAUUCUACAAACUCUGCUGUCAUGGGGCCGAAUGUUUUCCUUCGUACUUGUGACCUCACUCUGCAGCUGUUUGUUUUUUGAAAGUCGGAUUAAACCCAGUAUUGUUUUAAUGUCUUCGUAUUGGACACGUCACAGUUAAUGACAGUUUCUCUUGUGUUCGUAGGUACAGUGCAUGCAUCAUUUUUCUGUGAGUCAUUUUUAAAUCUCUUUAGUUGUGAGAUACUAACCAUAGUGUAAACACCAGAUGUAUAAUGAAACUAAGGCAGACUGUGCUAACUGUCCAUCAGAUGUUAUUAAUAAAUAUUUCUAUUUAUA